AUGUCGCCAAUGCAUGAAUAUUCUCAAUUCGACUUUGGACCUUCAGCAGCGGCUCCAAUGCCCAUAGAGCCCUCGUACAGAAUGGCCAGGCCACCACCUUAUGCCGCAGGGGUCCCACAGAUGCCGCCGCCUCUUAUCAUGCCCACAACCCUGCCGCCGAACGGCCUGUGGCCCAGUAUGAUAGCAGCAGGAGGUCACCAGGGCAACUAUCAGCCUCCGAUCCUGCCUGCAGCCCCAAUCACGACACCAUUAUCUGCGGGUACCAGUUCAGACAUGACGCCAACCAGUGCUAAGACUACGACUUCCCGACGAAAGCUUACGGAUGAGGAGCGUCGACAGAUGUGCCUGGAGGCCGAGCAGAACCCCAACAUGAAACAAACCCAGAUUGGAGCCAAAUUUAAUGUUGAACGAAGUACUGUGUCGAAAAUUCUUCGCCACAAGGAGAAAUACAUGAAUCUGCCACCUUUGGAAGAUGUUGUGAGUCCGGGCAAGAAGUCCAAAGCGAAGCUUCCCGACUUUGAGAAGACCCUAGCCAACUGGGUCCGCAAUCAGCAAAAGAGAGGUCUCCCAGUCAGCGAUGACGACCUCAAAAAGCAAGCACGCGUCUUCUCGUUCAGCAGAAGUGAUCAGGCCAUCGUGUCCAGCAGUAGCUGGCUUGAGAAAUUCAAGCAGAAGAACCAACUCGGCAGAUAUGCUGAAGGCGUGGAUAUCAAUGGCACAUCAACCGGUGAAACAUCGCCACUAGGUUCGCCAGCAUCUUCAAAUGAUCUCAAGCUUCCAGCUGCUGCUGCUGCUGAAGACCACUUAUCGUCUGGCAAGGAAGAGCACACCGAUUAUUACGAUUUCGAGGUCAAAUCACCAGGACCGGGCGAAUUAGAAGCACAUGAACUCGUCUCUCCCUACUCCGCCACAGACCCUCAAGAAGACGAUGAGAUGCCGGACCUGCCUCCAAAUGAGGCUUUCUCGCUGGCUGCCAGCAACAUGAUCCGACAGCGCAGCCAAACUUUACCUCACUUAGGCGAGUAUUCCCAUACAGACUCUCGCGCAUCGACAGCCGCCCUUGAUAGCAAGCCGGCUUUCUCCCGAGCUUUGACGGCAUCGAUGGUCACGGGGACGCAAUCCCACGUGGACCCUAGUGUGAUGAUGAAACGACACAAGUCUGUACCUGACAUCCACGAGGAGAUGAACGAAGUCCAUUUCACCUAUAUGCACCCACCACCGAUUCCUGGUCACUCUGCUUCUGCUUCUCCGAUUUCGAACCCAAUGAGUCCGUCCGAGGACGACAACAUCAGGGCAUUGCACAGUAUCAAGAAGUUGUUGCAAGAGAACCCUGGCGUUGCAGACCCAGAUGAUUAUCUAGCCAUUGGGAAGUUGAUGGAGAAAAUGAGACUGCUUCGAAGUCCAACUCCGAGCUCCAUGAGCCUAAACGUUGAUGGGAAAGGACGCAAGCGACAAUUCGUUGGCAUCUCAUAG
Cyphellophora europaea CBS 101466 is the source of this 1473-nucleotide messenger RNA. RefSeq lists its product as uncharacterized. Gene Ontology annotation, cellular component: nucleus. Gene Ontology annotation, molecular function: DNA binding. The coding region runs from base 1 to 1473 and encodes 490 amino acids. The record is from RefSeq and is a predicted model, not a curated record. The transcript has 3 exons. NCBI's taxonomy places the organism in Eukaryota, Fungi, Ascomycota, Eurotiomycetes, Chaetothyriales, Cyphellophoraceae.